UUCCUGUCCUAACUCAGGGACACGACAAACGGGGAACCUACUGGUUAUCUUGGUUUCCCCCGACGAAAUUCUUCCUAGUCUUCAGUGGAGAAUUCCACCAUAUUCCAGACCACAUAUCGUCGUGAACUCGGUGGGCCAAGGGCAUUGAUUAUACUCUCUACAACGGAGGAACAAUCGAACGGUCUUCAACAUCCAAGACUUCCUCAUAUCGUUUAUUCAUAUGGCCAUAAACACACUGUGUACUAGGAUACCGUUAUCAGAAGGCUUUGAGAAUUGACUGUGGUGUAGACUAGUGUGUUUGGGAUAAUCCGAGGUGUGUUACAGCAGAGGAACUGGUGCUUGUCCACAACAGGUGAGUGUGGCUUGUAUGCUGCUUGCCUAACGGAACGCCGCUUCUCAAAGAUGGGCACCGUUCUGUCGUUCUCGCCUCGUCCGCGCAAGCCCAUGUACGAAGACAUUCACCUGAACAAUUUCAAUUACGAAGUGUUGAACAACAACAACAGAAAUCUUAAUCAAGUCAAAGACAAAAAUUUCAAGAAACACUCGAUAUUUCUCAGUGCUUUGAGUUGGAAAAAAUUCAGCGUUGCGACGAAGAAGAAAGAGAAGAACAAUUUCAUCAAGCUCACGAAUUCCAUACCUAGUCGGAUAGACAACAAUUACAAUGUGGAGAAUCUUCACUUCAACAAAAACAUCCAGAAGUCGAUAUCGUGUUACAAUCUACAGACGGGUCACUCGACCAGCGGUCAUGUGGACGAGAACGCUGUGAAUAAUAACCAUGUCGUCAGUCUGAAGAAGUUCGAACGACCUGCCAGCCCAAAGAAAACCGUAAUUCAGGCGUCGACGUCGGAGCUUCUCAAAUGCCUGGGGGAAUUUCUGUGCAAGCGAUGCCGAAAGCUGAAACAUUUUGAGCCGAGUGACGUGAUCAUGUGGUUGCGAACAGUGGACAGAUCUCUCCUGCUCCAGGGCUGGCAAGAUGUCGCCUUCAUCAACCCCGCCAAUAUCGUGUUUGUGUAUAUGCUGGUCAGAGACCUGGUACAGAGUGACGUGGACACUGAGCACGAACUGCAGGCCGUCGUUCUUACUUGUCUCUACCUGUCGUAUUCGUACAUGGGCAACGAAAUUAGCUACCCGCUGAAACCUUUCCUGGUCGAGGAAAACCGGGACCGUUUUUGGGACCGUUCCAUCCUCAUCAUCAACAGGCUAAGCUCCAAUAUGCUCCAAAUAAACAGUGACCCCAGCUUCUUCAUGGAGGUAUUCACCGAACUCAAGUCUUUCUCACCCCUUAUAUAACACUGAAGGUGUUUUGAUAGCAAUAUCUAUAUAAGGGAGCAACAUAAGACAUAUCAAAAGCAGAGAAAUAGGGAGAGAGAGUGACGUCGAUCGGCUUCAAAGCAGUUAAAGCUUGGUCAGCGCCGACUGCCACUCUCACGUAUGUCCCAUUUCCUACGUGGCCUUUAGAAGCUCCCAUGCACGGCCAAGAUUCCAAAGACAAUCCCAAUGCAUUAUACUUUGCAUCAAACCAACAAUUUUUCCUCUCAGCAAUUCUAUCAUGUGUGGAUCGAAAGGUGUUUUUUUCUGGGCUUCAUACUCUUGGAUCUGUAACGGGGGAAAAGGUCUGAAUGAAGAGGAUGAAUGCAAGGAAAUGAUCAUUUUAGCAUUUUAUUCUAGACUCACUAUGUGGGGCAUUGGAACAUCAGAAUUUACAAUCAAGAAAAGAAGACAAUUUCAUCCGAAAUACUCAAAAGUCUGCGGCGAAUUACAAACUGGAGACUGAGCUGAUAAUGACAAGGUUCGUGGUGUGUUGUGAGUGAACGAUGUGUAUCGAUAAUCAGAUGAUAUGAAAUUGGCAUCAUUAUAAAAUCCCGCUUGGCAUUUACGAUAUAGAACGACGAGACAUGCUGGUAAUUAUUUAGUCGACUUUGUUUGGUCACACGAGCAUCUCCGGUGAAAUUGCUUUAUUGAUGAGGAGAGAGAGCGGACAUAGUCCGUAGAUAUUCGGUCAACAUUUUCAUUAAUUAAUUGUUGCGUGUCACAUUCCAACUCCUAAAAUACAUUCCCACCAAAGCGAUGAACAUCAAAGCUGCCAUUUUGUGACGUCAUUUUUUUUUAUUGAGACAUUCAUUUUUAGUUGUAUAUUGGGAUGAUAAUCCAAUAUUGCUUAUAAUGUUUAUAAAUAUUCCUAUGGUCAUCGAUGUUAUCGAUGUAAUCUGUAAUCUGUAAUUGUUUUGACACACAGCUAUCCGGGUAUCAUAUCCGGACAUCAUUUCCGGACAGUUUAUAUAUACAUGUAUAUAACUGAAUGGUCAGCUGACUUACGUUAAAAAAUCUUCUAUGGAGUGAUCUAUAC
This is a messenger RNA of Liolophura sinensis, 2347 nucleotides long. Its product is annotated as cyclin-dependent kinase 5 activator 1-like. NCBI's taxonomy places the organism in Eukaryota, Metazoa, Mollusca, Polyplacophora, Chitonida, Chitonidae. Gene Ontology annotation, biological process: axon guidance. Gene Ontology annotation, molecular function: cyclin-dependent protein serine/threonine kinase activator activity; protein kinase binding. The record is from RefSeq and is a predicted model, not a curated record. Bases 403 to 1290 code for a protein of 295 amino acids. The transcript has a single exon. Gene Ontology annotation, cellular component: cytoplasm; growth cone; protein kinase 5 complex.